Candoia aspera is the source of this 2925-nucleotide messenger RNA. Its product is annotated as lipase member M-like. Gene Ontology annotation, molecular function: hydrolase activity, acting on ester bonds. Bases 1158 to 2405 code for a protein of 415 amino acids. The record is from RefSeq and is a predicted model, not a curated record. NCBI's taxonomy places the organism in Eukaryota, Metazoa, Chordata, Lepidosauria, Squamata, Candoiidae. The transcript is spliced from 9 exons. Gene Ontology annotation, biological process: lipid metabolic process.
CUCGUCUUGGGCAGCACAGCAUCUUUAUCUCUCUCCUCUCUGUCAGGUGGACAACAGAGAGCGAGAGGGCCAUUUAGGGUGCAUUUUAUGCAAUUAAUACCAUUUGCCCAUUGAGUGGCAUGUGGUAUGCUGUCUGAAGGGUUUCCAGUCUCCACAAGAUUUUACAUAAGGCAUCUUAUAUCUCACACCAUACAUCAAUAUGAUUUUCGGUACAUCACUACUGCAGAAGAUUCUGUAGUAAUUCUUCAGUCUAUUACCAUAGUCAUUACUGUGUUUACAUUAUGCAUUAAGUUUUCAUUUUCUUCAUCUUCCAAAGUUAGAUUCCCUGAUGCAUACUUAAUUAUGUGACUUUUUAUCAGCUGACUUCAUUCUGACUUCAUUUGUUUGUUUUCUCCCCCUGCCCCACUCCUUCUUAGCUGGUUUACAUCCAAAGACAUGCCUCUACUAAAAUGGAUGGUUGUUUUACAUACCAUGAAUAUAUCUUGUGUUGUGUGAAUAUCCAUAGACUUUCAUGCAAUUAAUACUUUUUUCCCCAUUGAGUGGUAUGCUGUCUGAAGGGUUUCCUUUCUCCAAAGGUUUUAGCUAAUAUAUCUUAUAUCUCACACCGUACAGUGAUACAAUUUUUGGUAUAUCGCUAUUGCAGAAGAUUCUCUGGUAAAAAUAUCUUCAGUCUAUUACCUUAGUCAUUAUUGUGUAUACAUUAAGAAUUAAGAUUUCAUUUUCUUCAUCUUCCAAAUUUAGCUUCUCUCAUGUACACUUAAUUAUAUAACUUUUUAUAAGCUGACUUCAUUUGUUUGUUUCUUUUCUCCUCCCCCCCCCCCCCCGCCCCCAUCCUCCUUAGCUGGUUUACAUCCAAAGACAUGCCUCUACUAAAAUGGAUGGUUGUUUUACACACCAUGAAUAUAUCUUGUGGUUGUGUGAAUAUCCAUAGACUUCUCUAAUAGACAUAUAUCAAAGCUGUACAAAGACUUCAAAAGGAGCACUUUGCAGAGCUUAGCGGAUGUAAAGCACUCACCUCAAUAUAUUAAAGUAGGUGUGCCCUUUGGCAGUCCUACAUGGCUGCUUCAAAGGCUGUCCUGUGUGUGCAAGUACAAUCCCACUCCAUUUAUUGCCCCAGCAGAAAUGUCAGUAGUUAGCCACAAUUUCUCUUUUACAUAAUGGUUUUCAUUGGGUAUGUCUACUAUGAACCAGAGUGUGUAUGUCUUUCUCCAUGGCUAAUUCCUCCAUUGUUUUUUAGAUGUUCCACCAUGUGGAUGUUGAUUGCUGUGACAGCUACACAAGGAAUUGUGAGUUCAGAAGAGUUGAACAGCAAAACAAAUUUGAAUCCUGAAACAUUUAUGAAUAUAAGUGAGAGAAUCAGAUAUUGGGGCUAUUGUUGUGAAGAAUACGAGGUCCUUACAGAAGAUGGCUAUUACCUCAGUGUGAACAGAAUUCCAGGAGGCACAAAGUCUGCUAUACUAUUAAUGCAUGAAAUAGGUCUGGAAGGUAGUGUCUGGAUAUCAAAUUUACCCCACCAGAGCCUGGGCUUCAUACUAGCAGAUGCUGGGUAUGAUGUGUGGAUUGGAAAUAGCAGAGGAACUUUCUGGUCAAGAAGACAUGAGAACCUUACAGUUAAUGACCCAGAAUUUUGGAAUUUCAGCUUCCAUGAAGUGGGCAUCUAUGAUCUUACUGCCAUGACAGAGUUUAUUCUGCAGAAGACUGGACAGCAGGAAAUAUAUUAUGCUUGCCAUGCUGCGGGAUGUACAAUAGGUAUGGUUGGAUUUUCCAUCCUCCCACACCUGGCUGAGAAAAUCAAGAUGUUUUUUGCCCUGGGUCCUGCAUAUACAUUCCAUGAAAGCAUAGCUCCCUUACCACAAAUUGGACGUUUGCCAGCAGUAUUAAUCAAGCUCAUAUUUGGGAACAAGGAAUUUUGUCUGCUGAGUCCACCCCUGAGAGCGUUUUUGGCCCAAAAGUGCGGCUGCACACCAGCUGAUGAAGUCUGCAAACUAGUACUUUCUCUGCUUAGUGGAUUUAAUCUGAAAAAUUUAAAUGAGAGCCGGUCGGAUGUCUAUGUCUCCCAUUUCCCAGAUUAUACUUCUGUGAAAAAUGUAAUCCACUGGGCCCAGUUAAUUAAAACUGGGCUUUUCAGAUAUUUUGACUAUGGCUCAAGGAACAUAGAUAUAUAUAACCAGACAAGUCCGCCGUUCUACAGGAUAGAAGCAAUGACUGUGCCAGUUGCUAUGUGGAGUGGAGGACAGGAUUGGGUUGUCCGGCUGAGUGAAACUGCACAGUUACACUCCCGAAUUCCUAAUCUUGUUUAUGACAAGGAGUUGCCUGAUUGGACCCACUGGGACUUUAUUUGGGGCAUUGAUGCUCACCAACAUGCAUACAAUGAACUCCUUGGCUUAAUGGAGAAAUAUCUAUGAAACCACCUGGAAUGAAACUUUCAUUUCUCUUACUGUAUCUGUGGUCAUGCCAGAGAUCCAAGUAGCUGUUGUUCCCUGUGUUUGCCAGCUUCAAAGGUUUGCCACUGACCUGCCUGGAGAAUAGCAAGAUAAUAGAAAGAUUCCCACAAGACAGGAUGAUUCUAGUGGUUAUCCUGUCAUGUUCCACGUUUCAAUGAUCUGUGCACAUCGUAACGUUUCACAUGUCAAACCUUUUUACUGUGUAUAUUCACAUUGCUUCAUGCUGGUCUUUUCCAUUCCUGCCCUCCUCUUUGUUUUCCAACACUGGAAUGUAUGUUUGGGUUUGCAAGCCUGUUCAAGGUUACUUUCCCAGGCCCGUGUAACGGUUGCUAGCACCUGGGAGGGGGUGCUGGCUGUCAUGCAUUCGGGGCGGGACUGGUUUGAACGCAAGGCUUUUAAGUUUGUAUUUGGCGCGCUUUUGCUCAUUCUCAGCUUUCUCUGUAUUUGCAUACUAGUCCUUUAAUAAAUCAGUUAUCUUUAA